CAUAGGAAGGCGCCGUAGCUUGCCGGCGCGAACGCUCCACAUUGCCGGACGGUAUUUUCAGAUGUGCCUUUUUAGGUUUGUUAUUUCUUACAGUUAAUCUAGAUACACAGAAAUAGUUGAGAAAAAUAAACCAGCAAUGAAAUUGCGUUUUCGUUUUAUGAAACACUCCAGUUGGCUGCGGAGCAGAACACAGUGUAAUUUAGCUCGCACGCUACUUUUUUUUUAUUUAAAUUAUUUCUCCUAGACAAGCUAGUAGCUAAGCUAGAGAGAGAGGCUAGGUAGGCCCAGCGCUUGACGUCGGCGGGACGGGAUUCGCACUGCUGCCAGGUCGGUAACCGGCCGAGCGGGGACACUCGUCUCUCUCGCCAUGAUGAAGUGUCACUACGAGGUGCUCGGAGUUAAACGGGACGCCACAGACGACGACCUGAAGAAGGCCUAUCGCAAACUCGCUUUAAAGUGGCACCCAGACAAGAACUUGGAAAAUGCAGAAGAGGCUGCAGAGCAGUUCAAGCUGAUCCAGGCUGCCUAUGAUGUCCUGAGUGACCUGCAAGAAAGAGCCUGGUACGACAACCACCGAGAGGCUUUAUUGAAGGGAGGGGUCAGUGGAGAGUAUGAGGAUGACAGUAUUGACCUGCUGCAGUAUUUCACUGUAACAUGUUACUCUGGUUAUGGAGAUGACAAGGAAGGCUUUUACACCGUGUAUCGAAAUGUGUUUGAGACGAUAGCAAAGGAAGAAAUGGAGCACAUUACAGAGGAUGAAGAUAAGGAAGAGUUUCCCACAUUCGGAGACUCUCAGAGCGACUAUGACACAGUCGUACAUCCCUUCUAUGCCUACUGGCAGAGCUUCUGUACUCACAAGAAGUUUGCCUGGAAGGAGGAAUAUGACACGCGGCAGGGCUCCAACCGCUGGGAGAAGCGAGCCAUGGAGAAGGAAAACAAGAAGACGCGUGAGAAAGCGCGGAAGGAGCAUAGCGAGUUGGUACGCCAGCUCGUGGCCUUCGUGCGCAAGCGAGACAAGAGGGUGCAGGCCCACAAGAAGUUGGUGGAGGAGAAAAAUGCAGAGAAGGCCAAGAAGGCUGCAGAGCUCAGGCGCAAGCAGAAACUUCACCAGGCCAAGCUUGCUGAGGACUACAAGGAGCAGAGCUGGGCUGCCAUGUCUGAACUGGAGAAAGAACUCAAGCAGAUAGAGGCGCAGUAUGGGCAGGAGUUUGGAGAUGUGUCUGAAAGUGAGGAAGACCAGGAAGUGCAGGAAGGAGAUGAACAAGGAGCGGGCGAUGCCCUGACUGAUGAACUGGGAGAGUAUUAUGAUGACCUGUACUGCCCAGCUUGUGAUAAAGCCUUCAAAACAGACAAAGCCAUGAAGAACCACGAGAAAUCCAGGAAGCACAGAGAGAUGGUGGUGCUGCUAAGGCAGCAGUUAGAAGAGGAAGACAUGAGUUUAAAGUGUAAUGUUGAUGAAGUGGAAGAAAAGGAGGAGGAAGAAGAAGAUGAAAAGGAAGAGCAGGAGGAAACUCCAAAGCAAAAGUACAAACCCUCAGAAGAAUUGCUGGAGAUGGAUCCAGUCCCUAUGCAGUGUGUUCCAGAAGACCCUACCCCAUUACCCUCAGACAACAGCAAGGACGUCCUCCACCCACAGUCCCCUGUGAACGAGACCACUGAGAUCACAGUGGAGAACACGCAGCACGGAGAGUCCAGACCUGUCGAAACGAAGAGUUCUGGAAAGAUGAAAGGCAAGAAGAAUGGAAGGGAUUCAAAAAAAAGGAGCAAACUACAGGGAAGCACAGAGGAAGCACCAGAGAAGGAGUUGAACUUGCGUUGUGUGACAUGCCAGUUUGAAUUUACUUCAAGAAAUAAACUGUUUGAUCACUUGAAGACCACAGGACACGCUACUGCACUGUCAUCCAGUGCAGCUGUUGGCACAAAGGGCCGGAAAGAGAAGAAGAAAAACCGAUAAUCACCCUAUCGUAGGCUAGGGCAAUAGAAUGAUCCAUCUCAAAGAUGUGGAAAACAGUGGAGGAAGCGAUAAAUGGACAGAUCCUUGUACUACUGAACCCAACCUGUGCCUGUUUUAAAAUGUUGUGUUCCUACACCGCUGAAGGUUGGUGGUGACAAAGUACGAUUUAAAGGUUUGAUACAAUUCUAAAUUGUAUAAAAACUUCUUAGUUCAAUUAUUUCUGUUCUGCCUACCCAGUUGAGGGUUAUAAUGUCAUGCUAAAUUAUUGAGUAAAGCAGGGGAAAAAUUUGUUGAAAUAAAUUAGAAAAGAAGCUCUUUCCCCACAUUGUUUUACCUCUUUCCUUGUGUUCAUGAGGAAUGUUAUUAUUGUUAGUUUUCUGAAAAUACUGGGCUCAGCGAUGAUACCCUGAAAGCUCCCUGAUCUAGUAGGGGCAGUUAAAGCAGGUGGAAGGUGGAAAAACAGUACAGAUCAAUGUUUAAGGUCGGUCAUGUUCUUUUGGUUGCCAGACUAGGGUAUUGCAGGCUGUGUUACUCAAACUCAGUAAAUCUACUGGGCUUCAGUGAAUGUCUAAACAUGUUGAUAACAUAUAUCAAUGAAUCAUCAUCCAGUGCAAAUUUCUAAAGGAACAGAAAAGGCCUGUUUGGAGAAAGUUCAGGAAUUACUGGGUAAUCUAGUCAUAUUAAAGUUCAGCAACAAAUUAUGUAAUUUAUAAUUACAUUGAAAAAUAAUUCUAAAUAUGAAUACUGUCAACAAGCACUGCAGUCAUGUGGGCUCACCUACUGCCUUUGAACAGCAAGUUAAUAUUUCCUCCUAAAAUGCUGUGCUGUAAUAUCCAGCAGAGGGCAGUGGAGAGCUUUAAGUGAUUUGCAUUGUGGGCGGUGGUGCUGGGGUAUUCUUCACAUCAUCUGUUGUAUGGUUCCUGUAGCUCUUCUAGAGGAGCUUAAGUAACAUAAACAGCAGUAUUUUAAACUGUUUGCAUUUAAAAUAGAUAUGUGUAAAUUAUACUUUGUAUGAAGUGACAUCAAGUAUGGUGUUCUCUGCUGGAAUGUUAAUGAACUGCAGUGUUGAAAACAGGCCAACAUCUUCCUGCCAUUAAUUUAUUCACUCACAAAAACUGAUUGUCUAGUACAGGUCAAAGUGAGUCAGAGUCUGUCCCAGAACCAUGGGGUGCGAGGCAGGGUGCACUAUGUAUGCCGGUGCAUUGCAGGACAAUCACGCACUCAUUUGCUAACAAAUACACGUUACUGGCAACUGAGAUUCCCCAAUUCACCUGAAACACCUGUCAUUAGAGUGUACGAGGAAACCUACAUGUACACGGAUGAGGAGGACAUGCAAACAUAGACUUAGCCAGAUUCAAACCCGCAUCUGGAUACGCAGGCCAGGAGCUGUGAAGCACCAGCGCUUCCUUUGCACCGUUGUAAUGCUUUCUAUGACAUGUAUCUUUUUUGUAAUUGUGACUGGACAGAUACGGAAUUUGUCAAACA
Messenger RNA from Scleropages formosus (Asian bonytongue), 3439 nucleotides. It is a transcript of the gene dnajc21, whose product is annotated as DnaJ heat shock protein family (Hsp40) member C21. The transcript has 11 exons. Gene Ontology annotation, cellular component: cytoplasm. The coding region runs from base 368 to 1954 and encodes 528 amino acids. Lineage: Eukaryota; Metazoa; Chordata; Actinopteri; Osteoglossiformes; Osteoglossidae. Gene Ontology annotation, molecular function: zinc ion binding; nucleic acid binding. The record is from RefSeq and is a predicted model, not a curated record.